Messenger RNA from Pipra filicauda (Wire-tailed manakin), 2146 nucleotides. It is a transcript of the gene DHODH, whose product is annotated as dihydroorotate dehydrogenase (quinone). Gene Ontology annotation, biological process: proteolysis; UMP biosynthetic process; 'de novo' pyrimidine nucleobase biosynthetic process. Gene Ontology annotation, molecular function: dihydroorotate dehydrogenase activity; serine-type endopeptidase activity. Bases 80 to 2089 code for a protein of 669 amino acids. The record is from RefSeq and is a predicted model, not a curated record. Gene Ontology annotation, cellular component: mitochondrial inner membrane; cytoplasm. Lineage: Eukaryota; Metazoa; Chordata; Aves; Passeriformes; Pipridae. The transcript has 11 exons.
GCUGGCACUGGGAGGCUGCGGGCUGCUGCUGGGCUCGGCGCUGGCGGCAGGAGACGAGCGGCUCUACGCGGCGGCGGUGAUGCCCGCGCUCCGGGCGCUGCCCCCCGAGACCGCCCACGGCCUGGCUCUGCGCGCUGCUGCCCUCGGGCUGCUGCCCCCCGCCCGUCCCGACGGCCCCGCGCUGGAGGUGCGAGUCCUCGGGCAGCGAUUCCGCAACCCCCUGGGCCUGGCCGCUGGCUUUGACAAGCAGGGUGAGGCUGUGGACGGGCUGUACAAGAUGGGCUUUGGCUUUGUGGAAGUGGGGACCGUCACACCCAAGCCCCAGGAAGGGAACCCCAAGCCCAGGGUCUUCCGGCUGGCAGAGGACGAGGCGGUCAUCAACAGGUAUGGAUUCAACAGCCAUGGCCACGUUGCAGUGGAGCAUAGGCUGCGGGCCCGCCAGGAGACGCAGACCAGGCUCACUGGUGCGGGGAUGCCCCUUGGAAUCAACCUGGGCAAGAACAAGAGCUCCAUAGACGCUGCAGCUGACUAUGUGGCUGGGGUCCGGACACUGGGCCCUUUGGCUGACUACCUGGUUGUGAACGUGUCCAGCCCGAACACCCCAGGGCUGCGAGACCUGCAGGGCAAGACUGAGCUGCAGGACCUGCUGAGAAAGGUGCUGGCGGAGAGGGACCUGCUGCCCUGCGAGCACAAGCCAGCCGUGCUGGUGAAGAUCGCCCCUGAUCUCACUGCACAGGACAAGCGCGACAUUGCCAGCGUUAUCUGCGAGCUAGGUGUGGAUGGGCUGAUUGUCAGCAACACCACCGUGAGCCGCCCCAGCAGCCUCCGGAGCAGGCAGCGCAUGGAGCCCGGGGGCCUCAGCGGGAAGCCCCUGCGGGAGCUCUCCACACAGACCAUCAGGGAGAUGUACUGCCUCACCCAAGGCCGGGUGCCCAUCAUCGGGGUGGGUGGGGUGAGCAGCGGGCGGGAUGCCCUGGAGAAGAUCCGUGCCGGAGCCUCCCUUGUGCAGCUGUACACAGCCCUUGUGUACCACGGGCCACCGGUGGUGGGGGCAGUGAAGCGGGAACUGGAGGAGCUGCUGAGACCUGCAGAGCUGCUGAUCGCUGGCCUGGCCUGGAGCGUGCUGGGGACUGCAGCUGCCACCGACUGGAGCUGUGCAAAGCCUGCGGAGAUUGAACACGGCCACGUGGAGCACCUGGUGGUCAGGUACCGCUGCGACCCAUACUACCGGCUGCGCGGCUCCGAUGAUGGGACAUACAAAUGUGAUGGGAAUCAGGUGUGGGUGAGUCCUGGAGCUGGUAAGGAGGUGCCUGUCUGCGAGCCAGUGUGUGGGAAGCCGAAGAACCCCCCCAGGCAGAUGCAGCGCAUCAUUGGGGGUCUGUUGGCUCAGAAGGGCAGCUUCCCUUGGCAGGCCCGGAUGGUGACCCGCCACAACCUCACUGUGGGGGCCACACUUAUCAGUGAUCAGUGGCUGCUAACCACUGGCAGGAACGUGUACCUGAACCACAGCGAGAACACCAAUCCAGAGGAGAUUGCCCCUACGCUGCAGCUGUUCCUGGGCAGCCGGGAGCAGCCCGCCUUGGGCAUCGAGCGCAUCGUGCUGCACCCCGGCUACCCACAGGCUGUGGACCUGGCCCUGCUGAAGCUCAAACAGAAGGUGCUUGUUGGAGAGGAAGUGAUGCCCAUCUGCCUGCCCCAGAAAGACUACGUGCAGCCAGGGCGGGUGGGCUAUGUCUCAGGCUGGGGCCGUGGUGCCACCUUCGCCUUCUCUGACAUGCUGAAGUACGUGAUGCUCCCAGUGGCUGAGGAAAAGCAGUGCCAGGAGUACUACGGGGCACGGAAUGCAUCCUACUGGGUGCAGCCCAUCCUCAGCAACGAUACCUUCUGCGUGGGCAUGAGUGAGCUGCGGGAGGACACCUGCUAUGGGGAUGCUGGUGGGGCCUUUGCUGUGCAGGACCCUGAUGACGACACCUGGUACGCAGCUGGCAUCCUCAGCUAUGACAAGACCUGCACGGCCACCAAGUACAGUGUGUACGUGGACGUGCAGCGCGUCUUGGCCUGGGUGAAGGAGACAGUUACAGCCAGCUGAGGGGCCGUGGGGGAAUAAAACUGUCCUGUCUCGGGCUGCAGGCUGUGUCUCUGUGCA